GCCUAGCCUACGUCUGCGUGUUUAAGACUUUGGUUCAGACUGGUUUAGGGAGAGCCCGUGAGGGCUGUGAACGGGGUGGGAGCGUCGGGACGCAUCAGCUCUUUAGUUUGUUAAUAGCAGCUCGUUGCUUUUAUUUCGUGCCGUGCUGGUGCCUCUUUGUUGAGGAGACUCUUCAGGCAAGCUGGGGACAGCAGCCUUUCUGGAGGCAAAGCGCUGUAUGCGUGCACACGGUUCCAUGUGAACAGCACGCAGGGCCAGGCUGCAAGAGCAAGAAGGCAGGAUGUUGUCGAGACCGAAACCUGGAGAGUCCGAGGCAGACCUGCUGCACUUCCAAAACCAGUUCCUGGCAGCCAGAGCUUCACCUGCAGUGAAGAUUGUGAAGAAAGCAGACAAGAGGAAGGGGGAGAAAGGGAGCACAGAUGCCGAGAGACCCCCGCUACAAGAGAGCAAGGAUGUAGUCAUGUUGGAUGAUUUUCCUGAUACUCUCCCAGCUCUAACUCCAGCUCCUCCAAAAAAGUCCAAGAUCAAAAGUGCCUGUGUCCACUUUGAGGAUGAAGAUCCAGAGGAAAGACUGGAGCGUCACGAUCAACACAUUACAGCAGUCUUCAGCAAAAUUAUUGAACGAGACACGAGUGCAGUAGCAGUGACCAUGCCAGUGCCCACAGGAGACCCAUUUCCAAGGACAUUUCACCGCUCUGAGAUAAAAAGUGAGGUGAAGGUGGGAUCUGGAAGAAAAAGCAUCUUUGCACAAAAGAUGGCAUCGAGAAGAGCUGCUGAAAAGGCAGCAACGGCUCCCUCUGCUGCCGAGUGCGUGCAAAUAAGAUCGGAUGCCCUGGAUCCUGAGGGAUCAGCAGGAGAGGCACCUCUCCCCAGCAUUAGGGACGAUAAAGCUGGUGACUUUUUGACCACUCAGCGGCCUUGUCUCAUAACGGGAGAGGGUCUUGGAAGCCAAAAGAGUGAGCAGGAGGCUCAAGCCAUUCACAAAGAGAACUUGGAGAAGCUGCAGUCCAUGUCUGAGGAAGAGAUCCUGCAGGAGCAGGAAAGGCUUCUGGGUCAGCUGGAUUCCAGUUUAGUUGCUUUCUUAAAGUCACGACGUGGUGGCAAUGAAGGCCAGAAAAAGGAAUUAAAAAUGGAACGGAACAGACUGGAGGAGUUUGCGGAAUCUCUGCCUGUGGCUCGGCAUGGUGUAGGAUCAUCUCUUUCCACGCAGGAGUCAGGUCUGGAAGAAUCUGUAAGGAAGGAAGAAAAUAUGAAGGUAAAAUUCACAGAUGAUGAUCUGCCUGUGAAGCCCAAGAAGGAAUGGAUACACAUGGACAAUGUGGAGUUUGAGAAACUGGAAUGGAUGAAAGAUUUGCCCUCGCCCCGGCAGAAGAAAACCAAAAAGGGAAUGCAAGCUCGAUUCAGUUUAAAAGGAGAAUUGAUUCCUGCAGAUGCUGAUUUACCGACACAUCUAGGCCUGCAUCACCAUGGAGAAGAGGCAGAGAGAGCUGGUUAUUCUCUCCAAGAGCUCUUUCAUUUGUCUCGCAGCCAAGUUACUCAACAGAGGACACUGGCUCUACAGGUCUUGGGUCGUAUUGUUCAAAAGGCCAGGGCUGGAGAGUUUGCUUCCUCUUUGAAGGGCAGCAUUCUGCGUCUGCUGCUUGAUGCUGGGUUUCUCUUCUUGCUGCGCUUCUCACUGGAUGAUGCAGUGGAUAAUGUCAUGGCAGCAUCUGUUGGUGCUCUUCGGGCUCUGCUGGUGUCACUCGAUGAUGAGAAAUAUCUUGAUUGGACUUUCUCGUGGUACCAAGGAAUGGCUGCAUUCCCCUUUGUCCCCAACAAUGAGGAGGAAGAGGAGGAGGAAGAGGAAGAAUUAAGUGGAACAAAGAAGUCUCAAGAUAAAAAAUUAAAGGAUGAAAACAAGCCAGAUCCAGAUGUGGCCCGAUACGAUGUUGUAAAGGGACUUCUGAAGACACGGAUCCAGCACCGGCUGAGGUACAUCCUGGAGGUGGUACGACCUGUUCCAACAGUAGUCCUGGAUAUACUGCACAUCCUCACCCACAUAGCAAGGCACUCCUCUGAAGCAUGUAACCAGCUGCUUGACUGUCCUCGGUUGAUUGAGACCGUUGUCAGGGAAUUUCUCCCUACUCAGUGGGAUCCCCAAGUGGCUGAACCAGGGUGUUUACUGAGCAGCCUCCAUGGAGUUGCUUGCGCCACUGCUAUGAAGUUCAUCAGGGUGUUGGCAUCUGGAGGCCGCAAUGCAACAGCCAGGCUGCUUAACAAAUUUGAAAUGAAAAGUCGGUUAAGUCGAUUUAUAGCUGAAGACCCGCUGGAUCUGCUCCUGCCAAGGGAAGAAGCCAUCAGGCUAAGCACCGAAGCCUUCCGGUUGUGGGCUGUGGCUGCUGGCUAUGGUCAGGCCUGUGACCUCUACAGGGAUCUCUACCCUGUGCUGGUGAGGAUACUGCAGUCCCUGCCCGAGUUGCUCAGCACUUGCCGUGGGAAGAGCCCUAUGAUUGAGUUGUCUGUCCAGCGAGCUACGGCAGUAGUUACUCUGCUGAUACAUGUGACACAAACAGCAGGCUACACAGCAGAGCUGCAGGCCAAGCUGAGCAGUAAUAGCUCAGAAGACAGUGAACAGAUUCCACCUCCUCCAGUAGCGUGGAAUCAAGUGUCAGGCUUACAGCCUUUCCUUGAGACCAGUCUGAAAAAAUUCCUCCAGGAAAUAUCCCAGACAGAAACUUGGCAAACUCUCCAGCCUCUGACCACAACUUACGUGAUCUACUUGGGAGUUUAUUACAGUGCUUGCAGCCAACAGCCAUCAGUCAAUCCAAUUGACUGCUUAGAGGAACUGGAACGUUUGACAUCUGAGGUGCUGCAGCCCCUUCUCAGCCAGCCAGCCAUACACAACAUGUGGGACUUGCUCAGGCCAUGCUCUGCUUUGUGCAACCCUCUGUCCUGUUCCCCAGCACCAGAAUCUGUCUUCAGCAUUGCAUCUCUGAGUUGCACUGGAGGCAAACCUCCUUUGAGCCUGGUUGGCUCCAAGUCACCUUUCCCCUUCCUCACUGCCCUCCUAUUUCUCAUCAACAGCAUCACUCACAUCCACAAGGGCCUGACCGUCAAGUACAGCUCUGUGCUGGGCUUCAGAGGCUUGAAGGAUUAUCUGCAUCAAAGCUGGCAGAUCAGACCUCCCUCUGUAACUCCCUCAUCUGCGUGGAUCCUGCGCCAUGAAUAUCAUCUGCAGUACUUUGUGAUAGCGUUGGCUCGGAGAAUGGCAGGCACUUGUCCGGAUUACGCCCAGCAUGCCUCACUCCAUCACUGUGUUGCCAUGGCAUUGCUAAGCCGUCUGUUGCCAGGGAGUGAGCAUCUGGCUUACGAGGUCCUACUGGAUCUUGCCUUUAAUCCAGAGUUUCUUCCUGAAGGGAAAGCUGGAGGGCCAGAAGCAGCUGACUUCUCUGAUAUCCUGCAUCUGGGUACCAGUGCCAAACUGGCACAGCCUGGCUCUGCAGCAGCAUUUUUUUCAAAGGCUACCCGUGGUACCCUGCUGAGAGAAUCGUACCAGAAUCUGCCUUUUAUCCGCUCCUGCUACCUUUCUCAUUUUGUCCACUUGCAGCCUACCUUUAUGCGUUCCCAAGCAUUCUACCAAGGACGGAAUUACCUCAUCCAGUCAAUGCUGCUUCCUGAGGUCAAAGGGCCCAUCCUGCCUUCAGACUGGCCGUUCUUUCCACUUAUCAGCCUCUACAAUAAAGUGACUAAUGCAGAGACACGUGGGGCUGUACUGAACUCUCUCCCACUUGAUCUCGUCAACACUGUGACUUGGAACCUGCAGUGGGUCUUGUUGCUAGAAACCUGGCGUGCUAAAACCCUUCAGAGCAUCCCUACUGCUGCCAAACUUGCACGGCUUAUGUGUGUCUUCCUCACAGGCAGUGACCUCUUUCUAGAAGCACCAAUCCACCGCUACACAGCUGCCCUUCUUUCUGUGUAUUGCCAACCCAAGUCAUUGGACUCCCUGAACUUGGAUGCUCCUCUCCCUGGUUUGGCGUCCUUCCACGAUCUCUAUAUAAGUCUCCUGGAGCAGUUUGAAGGUGUCUCCUUUGGAGAUCCACUCUUUGGAGUCUUUGUUCUUCUACCUCUACAGAAGCGUUUCAGCGUUCAUCUGCGUCUCUCUGUUUUUGGGGAGCACACAAGUAUCCUACAGGCACUGGGAGUGCCACUCCAGCAGUUUCCUGUGCCUCUCGAGCGAUACACUUCCCCUCCUGAGGAUAACCUGAACCUCCUGCGGCUGUACUUCCGAACUCUGGUCACUGGUGCGCUGCGCCACACCUGGUGCCCUGUUCUUUAUGUGGUGGCUGUGGCUCAUGUGAACAGCUUUAUUUUCUCCCAAGACAGCACGACACAGGAGAUUGAUGCUGCUCGGAAAAGCAUGCUGCGGAAGACGUGGCUGUUGGUGGAUGAGACCUUGAAAAAGCACCUACUCUACUACAGACUGCUGAAUGCAGAGAGCCCUUUGGGAUUUGAUCUUUAUGAGCAGCUCCCUCCCGUGCGACUGAAGUACCUGCAAAUGGUGACCAAAGAAAAUAAGGAGAAUGCACUAGUGCUAGUCUCAUAGCAAAACAAUUGUGCAAGAAGAGGGCCAAGGUGAAGAAUGGAAGAGCUCAGUUUACGCUUCACUGAUGAACCUAUGUGCAUUUCAGACAGUUUGAGUGUCUUACCUGGACGCUCUUGGCAUCUUUGCAAAGUGAAGCACUAGUAGAAUGCUCCCAGCCCUGUAGAACAAUACACAUCUUCUCAAGAUAUGACAGUAUGUGUGUGGUCUUCCAUGAUGAAUGCUGGAGUAUUUUCCUCAAUUCUGUUUCAGGUUGUUCUGCUUCUCCCUGGAGAAGGUGAGAACUUGUCUGAAAGGCACUGAACUGUUGAAUAAACAGAAGGAAGUGGAAAAGCUAUUUCAUUCAGUCAGGCUGGAGACUGUGGGUUCUCAAGAUGAUGUCUGUCUCUCCCAGAUCUUUCCUUUGCCUUUUUUGGACCCUGAAUUUUGAAUGGUCCUUUCCCCACACCAUCUCCUGCAAAUAAAAUUGCAAUGCAACAGGGAAGAAGCUGAUCCUGAGAGCUGCUUUUUUUAAAAAUAUGUAUACAAGCAGUUUCUCCAGGACAGUGUUCUGUGACAGUCACGCAGACAUAUUGUGUCAGACCUCUAAGAAAUAAUAGUUCCUAGUGCAGUGGUAUAAACACUGGAUGUCCUCCCUUGGCUGUCUUUUGGAUAGUCUCUAAACUGCUUUCUUUUCUCCCUUAAUUUGGUUACAUGUAUAACAAGAUAAAUAAUUUCUUUGCAGGGCAGGAUGCUUGGCAGUAACCAUUGCCCAUUAGAGGGGAAAAGAAGUAUCUGCUUGUUUAGCUAGGAUGUAUGUAUUGGUUGCCCUCUGAGAAGAGGGGAAUGUAGUUUAAAUUUUAAAUUGGAGUUCCUAAGCUUAAACCUAAUUUUAAAAAUUCCUAAUUUGUUCCCACUUCUACAUCCAAGUUCUGUAUUGCAGCCUCAGACACAAGAGCUACAACUACAGUGUCCUAAAAGGCUCAUCACAAGUGCCAGGUCAAGUCCAGAAUUUACCCUAGGUGUGAUCUCACUGGAUGUUUCGUUUAUAUCCAAUAAUUUUUGCAGAACUACAGUCACUCUGGCAGGCUUUUGUUUGGAGAACUUUUAUGAGCAAAACUUGUUAAAGUUAUUUCUUUUAUUUUGUUCUUGGGAAUAAAUUCCUCUGGAAGGUGCAAGGUGAUGCCUAGCCUGAAGACCUAAGCUUCUCUCUUUACCUAUCAAACAGGCCAAGCUAGCUUCCCUCCAAAGAAACCAUGCCUUUAUUAAUGUUGCUCCAGUGAAUGUCCUAAUAAGAGUGUGAAACACUGUUAAUAGGCCAGCUUGUAACUGUUGAAAUUGUUCCACACAAGAAACAAAUUCAAGCUAGCAGCUUUAUAGCUGUGGUGCUGUCUUUACAUUGGCAGUUUUCUAAGUGUACCAGUCCCCCUUAGGUCACCAGAAAAUAUACUGUUUCAUCUUUUUCCCCCUUAUUUCAGAUAGGACAUGGGCAGAACUGAUGUUUCAUUUUAAACUCUCUCUUCCCUCCCCCCACCCCGCUUUUUUUCCUUCUAUUGCAGCUUUUGAUCUGUGGUUUCUCUCUGCUGCAGAUCAAUGGCACAUAAAGUAACAAAAGCACAGUGGUCAACAUGGGUUUUUUUGUUGUUAAUUAUUUUAAAAGUACUUGAUGUCAUUAAAAGUUUAAUCAAAGGCAUUCAAGUUUCUAUUCUGUCUGGAUGGUGAGAGCCCAGCAGUUGUCUUUCCAGAGCAAUGGACGGUAAAAUUUAAGGACUCCUAGCUGCCCGUUUAAGAGCAGCCUUCAUCAAGGACUUUGCCUUUUGCUUUUCAGACCUCCAGUUAUAAAAACUCUUCCAGUCUUUUCUGCGAUGCUGAGUUUUGUAAUGUGUACAGGGUGUAAAUAAAUAUUUUGAUAGCUCUGCAGGUUGUUUUGGAA
Molecule: messenger RNA, 6491 nt
Organism: Aquila chrysaetos chrysaetos
Lineage: Eukaryota; Metazoa; Chordata; Aves; Accipitriformes; Accipitridae
Gene: RPAP1
Product: RNA polymerase II associated protein 1
Biological process (GO): transcription by RNA polymerase II
Cellular component (GO): nucleus
Source: RefSeq, a predicted model, not a curated record